UCCCGGCCAAGGGACUUUUUCCUUCCAGUGCUGUUUCAACACCUCCUUUCUCCCUCACGUCCACAGCCAAUAAAAAGCGCCACGUCCCUCUGUGCCUGCAGAACGAAGACUCGGGGAGAUCGAGCGAGACCCAGGUCAUUGUCAAGGUUCUUGCUUGGGGAUUUUAACGGAAGGCCCCACAGGAUGUUCCGGCUGGCCGUGUUCCUCUGUGCCCUGUGUGCUGUCUCAUGGGGGUUUUUCUGCCUUCGCAUUGUCAGCCCCGGCAAAUGGGGCGGCCGACCCGCCAACUGCUCUUCGCCUCUCAAGGCCGUGCAGACUGGGUACGUCAUCAUCCUCCACACGGCCGGCGGCAGCUGCAAAACGGGGGCUGAAUGCAACCAGCAGAUGACGAAUAUCCAGCAUUACCACAUGAACAACAAGGGCUGGUGCAACAUUGCCUACAACUUCCUGAUUGGUGAGGAUGGGAAGGUGUAUGAAGGCCGAGGCUGGAAUACGGAAGGCGCUCACACUUACGGUUACAAUGAUAUCUCUCUGGGCAUUGCCUUUAUGGGCGACUUUACAGGAAGGUCUCCCAACGCAGCGGCCUGGAUAGCUUUGAAGCACCUGCUCCACUUCGCUGUCAAGAAUGGCUACUUGUCUUCUGACUACCUCCUCAUGGCCCACGGGGAUGUCAGCAAUACCAUUUCUCCCGGGCAGCCCAUCCGCAAGGUCCUCAAGACGUGGCCCCAUUAUAAACACUGAGUGCCACCAGCCUGAUGAACGACGCGCGUGGCUGUUGAAAGCCGAGGAUGCUGGCCAAGGGAUCAGGCUCUUUUCAUGUGCUUAGUGAAUCUAGAGAGAGAGUUUGACUCUGAAAUGUUUCAGGUUGGGUUCUCAGCCCCAGUUCUGUCUGCUGAGCAGUGCAUGGGGGAAACGAUUUGGCUGCAUCCAGCCAGUUGAGAGCCCCCCCGUUGAAAUUCUGACCUGGUGUCAGACCAACAGAGAAAAUUCUUCUGCCGAUUGCUCAGGCACUUGAAACCCAUUGAUUUCAAUGCAUUUUAGGCACCUUGUUGCUUUUGAAAAUCCUCCUAGGUACCUAAAUACUUUACAAAUGUGGCCCUUCGAGACCAUCGCCAGCUGCGGUUAAUUAGAGCAGCCCCUAGACUGCUCUAAUUUAUGUCAAGGCUGGGUCUGGGCCAGCAUGAGAAUUCAAGGGAGAUCAGUGGCUCCUGACUGUCCUCUUCACCUUGCACCAAGUGUAUCUUGCUGCAGGGGAGAAUGUGGCCUGUAGCAAUCAUUUUUUUUUUUUAUAUUUGAGUGAAAUUCAGUCCAGGGCAGAGGAGCUGGCGCAAGGUUUAUGGCUCAUUUAAAGCACGAAGACCAGUGGUGAUGCAGGGACAGGCACUGAGGGUUUCCAGCUUCCCUCAUCUGUUUAAUUACGAAGCUGAGAGAUCAGCAAAACAAACUUGGCGUAAUUAAGGACACGGGCUAGCCCGGAAAAACAAUGCAAUAGAUGAGCUCAUCUUGCUUGGCCCCUCAGCUGACAGCGAUUUAGGAACGGUUAAUUAAUCCUACCUACACUCUUGCUGGGAUGUAGGUCUAAUUUACAGAUGAGUAAACUCAGGGUCAUUGACUUUCUUAAGAUUACACAGCGAACCAAUGAAAGAGGCAAGAAUAGAACCAGAAAGUCCUAACUCCCCGUCUGUUCUCUAACCCCUAGUCUACACUUUCUUCCCAGAGAUAGGAGUAGAACCCAGGAUUCCUGACUAUCAGCCCCCCCGCCCCUUCUAAUCUCUAGGUUCCACUGAAAUUCAGCACGGUGCAUUUUCUUAUCCAGUCCACCAGAGGCGUGGACUCAGGGUGGAAGCAUUUCUGAUCUGAGGUCAUUGUGUGCUCUGUCUGGGAUGGGGCAGGUACAAUAUGUGGGCGGCCCAAGAAAGGGAGCUCAGAGCCAACCCCAUAAAGAAUUGUAAAUAAAGUGACAGAGGCUGUAUUCGAACCAUGUGCUCAUCUUGUGUAGCUCCUCCGCUCGGGCAGUGCCUGCUUUACCCUCACUCCCCUGCAAAGGUUUUACAGUAGAACGAACCUCAGAGUUACAAACACUGGAGUUAUGAACUGACCAGUUAACCACACGCCUCAGCUGGAACCAGAAGGACACAAUCACGGUCCUGAAUUAAACGUAAACCACUAAAAAAUAAAGGGAAAGCAGCAUUUUAAAAGCCUCUUUUGCAUAAUAAAGUUUCAAAGCUGUAUUCAGUCAAUGUUCAGUUGCAAAGUUUUGAAAGAGCAGCCAGACCGUUUUGCUCAGAGUGACGAACAAGCUCCGUGCCCGAGGUGUUGUAACUCGGAGGUUCUCCCGUAUUUGGUUCUGAAGCUAAUCCAUGUCUUCUUGCCCUGCUGGCCCCCAACACUGCUGCUGAAGCUUCUUGUCCUCACCGGCCUCCAGAAGUCCAUCCCCGUCAAACCCUGACCACGUCCCUGGUCCCUGAACGAAUUCUUCAGCCCCAAUGAAACUAGGGUGACCAGAUGUCCCGAUUUUAUAGGGACAGUCCCGAUAUUUGGAGCUUUGUCUUAUAUAGGCUCCUAUUACCCCCAGCUCCCUGUCCCGAUUUUUCACACUUGCUGCCUUGUCACCCUAAAUGAAAUGUGCCUGGAUUCUGGCUGGGUGGCGAGGAGAGAGGGAAGAGGGGGUGGACUCCAAACCUGGAAACGCGUGCCUGUGUUCCCAUGAAACCAACCGCCCAGAUGGAAACCCCUCCAAAAUCUGGGGUAGUGCCCGCCCUCCCGGCCAACGUUUUCUCACCCAAUCAAUUCCUGCCGUGCCAUUGCAGGGGUCUCGGGCAUUGCAGGAACCGAGGUCUCUCCUGUUCUCUGCCUGUGGAGCCCACAGUUUAGUUUCCUGAGGACUGAAAUUACAGCAAUGCAGGGCUGGAUGGAACCUUGUAAAGUCAUCAGAUCCAGCCCCUGUGCUGAGGCAGGACCAAGUAAACCUAGCCUAGACCAUCCCUGACAGGGGCUUGUCCAACCUGGUCUUAAAAACCUCCAGUGGAAGUGGAGCCAACUGAAAUUUGGGCUUAAGAGGGGGUGAAAUAUAACAGUCUGUGAUAUACGGGAGGGC
Messenger RNA from Trachemys scripta elegans, 3097 nucleotides. Its product is annotated as peptidoglycan recognition protein 3-like. Gene Ontology annotation, biological process: peptidoglycan catabolic process; innate immune response. The transcript has 5 exons. Bases 184 to 741 code for a protein of 185 amino acids. The record is from RefSeq and is a predicted model, not a curated record. Lineage: Eukaryota; Metazoa; Chordata; Testudines; Emydidae. Gene Ontology annotation, molecular function: N-acetylmuramoyl-L-alanine amidase activity; zinc ion binding; peptidoglycan binding.